AUGACCUCCAGCAACAAUGCCCGCGCGCACUGCUCGCACCCCCUUCAACCCAUCUUCCCAGAGAGCAGUACGACGCCGGCAUCAGCUACACGACUAGCAAUACUUGCCACGUAUAGGCUGGAAAUGGGUCAAGUGAGGGACUUGCUGUCUCGAAAGGAGCCGCGAGUCGUUCCCUUCCGAAACACCCUGAGCUUCCUCGUCCGUAUAAAUACGGGACCCGCAGGACGACUAUUCCUCACCAAUUCAACUUCUAUCAGCUCUUCAAUCUUCUACUACACUCUUCACUCUUCUUUUCAUAUUCUUAACAAAAUGUUCGCCGCUACCCGUCUUCACGUCUUUGUCUGCCUGGCGCUCGGCAUUGCCGUCGGUGCCGCUCCCACUGGAUCUUCGGGUUCCAGCGUUGACGCUCGUUCCCCGGACACCUACGACCUCACCGGCGGUGUCGUCAGCCUUCUCCUCGGCCUCGAAGGCGCAGGCUACGGCGGGAACAGCGGCGAGGACACCUACAUCCUCAAGCGCGACCUCUACGACCUCACCGGCGGCAUCGGCGCACUCAUCCUCGGCGCCGAAGGCUUCGACGGAGAGCGCGGCGCGGAGUCGGACGAGUACAUCCUCAAGCGCCAGCUCGCGAAGAUCGGCCCGCUCGAAAUCGGAGGCGGGCUGCUCACCGGGGGCCUCGUCGGCAAGCGCGACACGUACGAUCUAACUGGCGGUAUCGGCGCGCUCCUGUUCGGCUACCCCGAGGGAUAUGCCGGGGAGGGCGACGAAGACACGUACAUCCUCAAGCGCCAGCUUCCCGCGACCGCCGGCGUCGGCUCGCUCCUGGGCUCGAACAUAGGCAUUCAACACGCUGUGCCGCUCGCUGAGGCUGGCCUCAGUCUCGGUGGUGCCGUCAACGCGGCGCCGAAGCGCGAUCUGUACGAUACGACGGGCGGGAUUGGCGCGCUGCUCUUCGGAGCCGAGGGCUAUGGCGGAGAGGCCGGCGAAGACGAGUACAUCCUCAAGCGCGACGGCGCGGAUGUUGAGAAGCGCUCUCCGGACCUCUACGACCUCACUGGCGGCAUCGGCGCUUUGAUUUUCGGUGCCGAGGGCGAGGGGUACGGCGAGGGGAGCGACGAGGACACCUACAUUCUGAAGCGCCAGCUCGAGCGCUUGGGACUGGGCGGUCUCGGCGGCGGCGCUGCCCCGCUCCUCGGCUCCGCGUCCACUCCCAUCGGCGACACCAACGUUCUGCCCAGCCUCGGCGGCAACGCCGACCUGGCGUCGAACCUCGGAGUUGAUCUCUGA
This is a messenger RNA of Peniophora sp. CBMAI 1063, 1287 nucleotides long. The record is from the annotation of a GenBank genome assembly. Lineage: Eukaryota; Fungi; Basidiomycota; Agaricomycetes; Russulales; Peniophoraceae.